AUGUCGCUAUUGGGCACUAUCAACCCGAAUCCUCGUCGGUCCCAAUCGGUGGUUAGCCAUAAUCUUCCCCCUUCACCUCACGAUGACAAUCCAGCCCAUGCCUUACCGGAGGAUCGAAGUCAGGAAAAAUGUGAUAUCGAGACUCUACAAACGGAGGAGGUCGGGAGAAUGUCUAUUGUCAGCCAUCUAGCAAGGCAGCUCACGCGUCACUCCACUCAAUUCUCUGAAAAGGUCAUCAUCGACAAUCCAUUCACGGUUAAGGACCCGGAGUCUACGGUCAACCCGCACAAUCCAAAUUUCAGAAAAAAUGCACUGAACAUCCUGCUCGAGAUUGGAACCGUUUUCCGCCGGCUAGUUGGACUCAAGAUGCCAAAGAUUCAGAUCAUUCGCGAUUUUGAGGGGCUAGUCAGAAGUGGUGAAAUGCUAGUUGUCUUGGGAAGACCCGGUAGCGGUUGCUCAACUUUUCUCAAAACGAUUGCUGGGGAAAUGAAUGGGAUCCAGAUGUCAGACGCAUCGGUGCUGAACUACCAAGGUAUAUCUUCUAAGCAAAUGCAGAAAAACUUCAAAGGCGAAGCGAUCUACUCUGCCGAGACAGAGAUUCACUUUCCCCAGCUCUCGGUUGGUGACACCUUAACCUUUGCCGCCCUUGCAAGAGCCCCUAAGAAUCGGCUUGGUGGCGUGAGUGCCAAAAAGUACGCAGAGCACAUGAGAGAUGUGGUUAUGACUAUGCUUGGGCUGAAUCACACUAUCAACACCCGUGUUGGCAAUGACUUCAUUCGGGGAAUCAGUGGCGGCGAGAGAAAACGCGUUAGCAUCGCAGAGGCAACUCUAAGCCAAAGCCCGGUUCAAUGUUGGGAUAACAGCACGAGGGGUCUUGAUAGCGCCAACGCAUUGGAGUUCUGUAAGAACCUUGCUCUGAUGAGUCGGUAUUCAGGCACAACCGUCUGUCUCGCUAUAUACCAAGCAUCGCAAAGUGCCUACGACGUUUUUGACAAGGUGACUGUGCUCUACGAGGGACGCCAAAUAUAUUUUGGACCGGCAUCCGAGGCUAAGAAGUUCUUUUUUGAGACGGGAUUCGACUGUCCAGAGCGCCAGACCACUGCAGACUUUCUCACGUCGCUCACUAGUCCUACGGAGCGUUUAGUUCGACCAGGGUUCGAAGGAUACGUGCCUCGUACCCCGGACGAAUUCGCGGCAAUGUGGAAGAAAAGCAGUUCUCGUGCUCGACUUCUUAGAGAAAUCGAGCACUUCGAGGCCCAGUAUCCCAUCGGAGGCUCUUCUUAUGAUACAUUCGUGAAAGCUCGCCAAGUGGUACAAGCGAACUCACAACGAGCCAAGUCUCCAUACACCAUUUCAAUCUGGAAUCAGAUCAACCUCUGCAUCAGCCGUUGUUUCCAGCGUCUUCGUGGAGAUUUCAGCUUGACUGCAAGCUCUCUGAUCGGAAACCUUAUUAUGGCACUGAUUCUUGGCUCGAUUUUCUUUGAUCUCCCAAACAACACCCUCAGCUUCUACUCUCGCUCAGCUUUGCUUUUCUUCGCAGUGCUUUUAAACGCAUUCUCCACCUCCCUUGAAAUUCUCACCCUGUAUGCGCAGCGGCCAAUUGUGGAGAAGCAUGCGAGGUACGCUUUUUAUCAUCCUUGCGUGGAAGCUAUCUCGUCUAUAAUCUGUGAUGUACCCUACAAAUUGAUCAACUCAGUUACUUUCAAUGUACCACUCUACUUUAUUACAAACCUACGACGUGAUGCCGGGGCUUUCUUCACCUUCUGGAUUUUUUCUAUUGUCACAUGUUUCACCAUGUCAAUGGUUUUUCGCACCAUCGCCGCCUCAUCGCGCUCACUCUCGUCGGCCCUCGUCCCUGCCGCUAUACUAAUAUUAGGCCUGGUUCUCUACACAGGAUUCACUAUACCCACAAGAAAUAUGCUUGGCUGGUCCCGCUGGAUGAACUAUGUCAACCCAAUUGCCUAUUCGUUCGAGAGUUUUAUGGUUAACGAAUUUGCUGGCAGACAGUUCCCAUGCACAACCAUUAUUCCAUCAGGAGGGCAAUAUAAUGCAGUUCCGUUGAACCAUCGGAUUUGUUCUACCGUUGGUGCCGAGCCUGGUUCCAUGGUGGUGGAUGGGACACGGUUUCUCGAGCUAAGCUAUCAUUAUAGCCCGGCGCACUUAUGGAGAAACAUGGGGAUUAUUCUGGGGUUCAUGGUCUUCUUCUUCUUUACAUAUGUCCUGGCGACUGAGCUCAUAUCGGAGCAGAAGUCAAAAGGGGAGGUUCUUCUGUUCCGCCGUGGCCACCAGUUGAAGCAUCCUGAUAGCGAGGAUUUGGAGAUCUCCUCGCAGCCCUCGGGGACGGCGGAAUCCGCCUCGUCCACUCCUUCUGAGUCUGCGGACAUUCAAAAGCAAACCUCAAUCUUCCAGUGGGAGGACGUCUGCUAUGACAUCAAGAUCAAAGGAACCCCGAGAAGAAUCCUGGACAACGUGGACGGUUGGGUUAAACCUGGCACCUGCACCGCAUUGAUGGGUGUCUCGGGGGCUGGUAAAACCACAUUGCUUGAUGUUCUUGCAACCAGAGUGACGAUGGGAGUAGUCACUGGCCAGAUGCUUGUUGAUGGGCACCCUCGUGAUAGUUCUUUUCAACGGAAGACGGGCUAUGUACAGCAGCAGGACCUCCAUCUAGCAACGUCGAAUGUUCGCGAAGCCCUUGAAUUCAGCGCUUUGCUGCGCCAACCUGCCCAUCUCAGCCGCAAACAGAAAAUUGACUACGUUGAGGAAGUGAUCAAGCUUCUGGGUAUGGAGGCUUAUGCGGAUGCAGUGAUAGGUGUUCCUGGGGUAGGACUGAAUGUUGAACAGCGCAAGCGGUUGACUAUCGGCGUCGAGCUUGCUGCGAAGCCGCAGCUUCUGCUUUUCCUAGACGAACCUACUUCGGGUUUGGAUAGUCAGACAUCCUGGUCCAUCUUGGAUCUGAUCGAUACAUUGGCAAAACACGGCCAAGCAAUCCUCUGUACCAUACAUCAGCCUUCCGCAAUGCUGUUCCAGCGAUUUGACCGUCUUCUUUUCCUUGAUACAGGGGGCAAGACCAUCUACUUUGGUGAGAUAGGCGAGAAUUCAUCCACAUUAUCAAGCUACUUUGAGCGCAACAAUGCCAAAGCACUCCAAAUGGGAGAGAAUCCGGCAGAGUGGAUGCUAGAGGUCAUUGGGGCGGCUCCUGGAUCUCACAGUGAUAUUGACUGGUUCAAGGUGUGGCGAGAGAGUCCGGAAUACGUUCAGAUGAAAGAGCAUCUCGCGGAAUUGAAAUCUUCUCUGUCUACCAGACCACGGGAGAAACUUGACUCAGAAGUUUUUCGAGAAUUCGCUGCACCAUUUCACGCUCAACUAUGGGAAUGCUUGGUCCGCAUCUUUGCUCAGUAUUAUCGCUCGCCCACUUAUAUUUGGUCCAAAGCCGCUCUAUGUAUUUUCACCGCCCUUUACAUCGGAUUUUCAUUCUUUCAAGCGAAGACAUCUAUGCAAGGCUUGCAGAACCAAAUGCUCUGCAUGUUCAUGUUAUUAACUAUCUUUGGGAAUUUGACCCAAAUGAUAAUGCCCAACUUUGUGACUCAAAGAUCGUUAUAUGAGGCUCGCGAGCGUCAAUCCAAGGCCUAUUCAUGGCAAGCCUUCAUAACCGCCAACAUUAUUGUUGAACUACCUUGGAACAGCCUCAUGGCGCUUCUCAUUUUCGUGUGCUGGUAUUAUCCGAUUGGGCUCUAUAACAAUGCGAAGCCAACCGAUGCCGUCUCGGAAAGGGGAGCCUUGAUGUUUUUGCUGAUCUUGACAUUCCUCCUUUUCACCUCUACGUUCGCCCACAUGGUGAUAGCAGGGAUUGAACUGGCCGAAACCGGCAGCAAUGUUGCCUCUCUAUUGUUCUCCCUUUGUCUUCUCUUCUGCGGUGUACUCGCUACAAAAGAGGCAUUACCAGGAUUCUGGGUAUUUAUGUACCGCGUUUCGCCGUUUACCUAUCUAAUCUCUGGGAUGCUUUCAACUGGUCUCUCUGGGACAAAGGUCACUUGCGAAGAGGUUGAGUAUUUGAAGUUCCAACCGCCGGCGAACCAAACCUGUCAGGAAUAUAUGAAUCCCUUCCUCGAAAUUACUCAUAAUGGCUACCUGAAGGAUCCGCAAGCCACGUCCGAAUGUGCCUUUUGCCCGAUCAGCGAGACCGAUGCUUUCCUACGGGGUAUAUCGAGUGAGUCCUCAGAUGCGUGGCGGAACUUCGGCCUGAUGUGGGCAUAUAUUGCGUUCAACGUUGUCGGGACAGUCUUUAUCUAUUGGUUGGCUCGCGUGCCCAAAAGUCAGAGGGUUUCGGAUCCGCAUAAGAGUUGA
Molecule: messenger RNA, 4344 nt
Organism: Aspergillus affinis
Lineage: Eukaryota; Fungi; Ascomycota; Eurotiomycetes; Eurotiales; Aspergillaceae
Product: ABC transporter CDR4
Exons: 3
Coding region: 1-4344 (1447 amino acids)
Biological process (GO): transmembrane transport
Cellular component (GO): membrane
Molecular function (GO): ATP binding; ABC-type transporter activity; ATP hydrolysis activity
Source: RefSeq, a predicted model, not a curated record